Molecule: messenger RNA, 193 nt
Organism: Monoraphidium neglectum
Lineage: Eukaryota; Viridiplantae; Chlorophyta; Chlorophyceae; Sphaeropleales; Selenastraceae
Exons: 1
Source: RefSeq, a predicted model, not a curated record
GCGCCUCACGUGGCAGAGCGACGACCUGUGCGCCCACGGCCCCAUUUUGGAGUGCUUCACGCGCUUCACCAGCCUGCGCUCCCUGGCCCUCGGCUGCACGCGCCGCACCAUGGAGCUCACAGUGGGCCGCGACUUCGGGGCGGCGUUCAGGGAGGCCUGCCCCUACCUCGACCUCGCCUUCAUAAACGCCUGA